This is a messenger RNA of Gaeumannomyces tritici R3-111a-1, 258 nucleotides long. RefSeq lists its product as hypothetical. Lineage: Eukaryota; Fungi; Ascomycota; Sordariomycetes; Magnaporthales; Magnaporthaceae. The record is from RefSeq and is a predicted model, not a curated record. The transcript has 2 exons. Bases 1 to 258 code for a protein of 85 amino acids.
AUGGGACGCGCCGCCUCCAGCCAACCUCCAACGUUUGAGUGGGAAGGGGUUCGGUGGGCACGAAUCGUUGGCGUCAAAUUUGAACAGAGCGCUUCAUACGUCGUACAGACAUGGCAGGAGAGCCCGACCAUUGACCCGGGCAGACCGGAAGGAAGAGGGCUGGGCCUGCCCAGGUCACGGGCGGGUGUCGGGAGUUCCUGCAGCGGCUCGGGCACCGCUCAGGGUGUGGAACACAAGCGCGCGGCUGCGCUUAGCUAG